Messenger RNA from Pyrus x bretschneideri (Chinese white pear), 852 nucleotides. Its product is annotated as putative phosphatidylglycerol/phosphatidylinositol transfer protein DDB_G0282179. Gene Ontology annotation, molecular function: sterol binding. Gene Ontology annotation, biological process: intracellular sterol transport. Bases 207 to 674 code for a protein of 155 amino acids. The transcript is spliced from 4 exons. NCBI's taxonomy places the organism in Eukaryota, Viridiplantae, Streptophyta, Magnoliopsida, Rosales, Rosaceae. The record is from RefSeq and is a predicted model, not a curated record.
CUUUCUCCACCAAAAAGUCGUCGCUCCUUCGGACUACUUCUUCGUUCUUCAACUUCUCUUCUUAGCUAUCCUACACCUUCCUUCCUUCCUUCCUUCAUCCAAAUUCCUCUCUCUCAUCUGUCGUAUACUUUUUUAAACCCUAAUUUCUCACAAAAUUUACAGAUAAUAUUGUUAAAUCGAAUCGGAGCGACGCAAUCUGUGAAGAUAUGGCUCUUCAGUUGAAGUCCAUCGUCCCCCUCAUCAUCCUAAUUUCUCUCUGUCUGGUUGCCCCUCUCAUCCACGCCAAGGACGUCAACUACUGCGAUAAGAAGGCUGACUAUGAUGUCAAGGUCUCUGCGGUUGACAUUAAUCCUUACCCUGUGGCGAGAGGCAAGCCUGCCAGCUUCAGCAUUUCUGCAACUGCAGGUGCAUCAAUCUCUGGAGGGAAAUUGGUGAUUGAGGUUUCAUACUUUGGUUGGCACAUCCACAGUGAGACUCAUGACCUUUGUGCGGAAACAUCUUGCCCUGUUUCAACUGGUGAUUUUGUGAUUGCCCACUCACAAGAUUUACCCGGAUAUACUCCACCUGGUUCGUACUCUCUUAAAAUGAGGCUGUAUGACGGAAACAACCAUGAGCUGACAUGCAUUGCCUUCGAUUUUGACAUCGGGUUUGCAUCAUCUGUGGCUGAUAGUUAAGUGCAUCAAAUAUUUUGUCUUUUAGUAUACCUGUCUAAACUAUGUUAUACAGCAUGGAAGAAGAAUUAUCUCGUUCCAUACUUUUAACUUCACUGGUAUGUUGUGAUCUGUAUAUUAUUAUCGUUCCAUCUACUUCUUGUUGAGACUAUUGAAAGAUAAGGGAACAUGAUUUAAAAUA